CUCAGAAAGGAAAAUGGCGUCUCUCGGACGGUUCUCUCAGUCGUUGCUGAGGUCUUCUUUGACCCAGACCCGGCGUCAGCUUUCUGCUACCGCCGGACACGGCGAGCAGUCAGCCAGGACAUGGAAGAUCCUCACUUUCACCGUUGCUGUACCUGGUGUUGCAGUGUGCAUGUUGAACAUGUACCUGAAAGAGCAGCAACACAGCCAUGAGCAGCCAGAAUUUAUUCCAUACUCCCACCUGCGCAUUCGCAGCAAGCGUUUCCCGUGGGGAGAUGGCACCAAAUCCCUUUUCCACAACCCCCACGUGAACGCCCUUCCUGACGGCUAUGAGGGUCACGACGAGUAAAACCUUAAUCCAGAACUCAUAACUGGCACAGGGACCAGUCCUCCCUCAGCAUUUGUUACUUGAUCACACUUCCAUUUAUUAACAGUUUACUCUUUGUUUUUGUUGCAUUUACCUCUGUGCUCUCAACACGGGGCACCCGAACCAACAGCUCUAUUACUCGGACCAUCUUGCAAAAUGUCAGACUGAAACUGAAUUAACAUAAAUAAAGUAACUCUUAUUACCUCA
This is a messenger RNA of Plectropomus leopardus (leopard coralgrouper), 571 nucleotides long. It is a transcript of the gene cox6a1, whose product is annotated as cytochrome c oxidase subunit 6A1. The record is from RefSeq and is a predicted model, not a curated record. Gene Ontology annotation, cellular component: mitochondrial inner membrane; respiratory chain complex IV. Gene Ontology annotation, biological process: mitochondrial electron transport, cytochrome c to oxygen. Gene Ontology annotation, molecular function: enzyme regulator activity. Lineage: Eukaryota; Metazoa; Chordata; Actinopteri; Perciformes; Serranidae.